Messenger RNA from Malus domestica (apple), 2768 nucleotides. Its product is annotated as cyclic nucleotide-gated ion channel 1-like. The record is from RefSeq and is a predicted model, not a curated record. NCBI's taxonomy places the organism in Eukaryota, Viridiplantae, Streptophyta, Magnoliopsida, Rosales, Rosaceae.
GGCCAAUGAUGUAAAAUCGGAUCCAAACAAGUACCAAGUAUUUUUUAAUUAAGGAAUCAUUCAUUAGAAAAAAGCUCACUUCUGCUGUACCUCUCUCCCACGCUGUCCUCUCUCACUCCCGCUCUCCCUUCUCUCUGCAACGCAGAGGAAAAACCGCCCCCGACCAAUCGAGCCUCCAAACCCACCACCAUCGCAAUCUGCUCCUCAAACACAACACGGCCGUGACUUUCGUGUUCGCGAACUCGGAUCCAAAACUCGAGAACCACGAACUCAGUCGCGCUUGAACUUUCCGACGAGUUUUCCGUCGUUGUCCCGGAUAAUAUCAAAGGAGAAGUCCACUGCAGGACUCCGGCGAGUUGCAGAAAGAAACCGCUGAUUUUCCGACCAAGCGUCGUCGAUUUGGAAUAUUUUGAAGCCACCAUUUGACGCACCAGCAUCCCUAGGCUCAGUCUCGAAUAACCUGUGGGUUCGAAAUUCCGAAAUUCGGACAGAGAGUUCUCCGGCCAACUUCGAGAUUUUCCAGCUACUUUUUGGCCAAACCAAGGUGAUAUAUAUGAUCUAAUUCAUGGAGGGGUUUGCCCAGGGUUCGGACUGAGGACUCCAUCACUGUUGCCAAGAGUUUGGAAUAAGGACUCCAUCACUGCUUCAGCACUUGAAGUCUCAGGAGGACACGAAGAAGGCACCGAAAUAGGAGGGCAGAGAAUCCAAGUCCAAGAUAUAAAGGUAUCAUAUCAACUUCAGUUAUGGCGGACUCCAUCGUAACCCUAAGUGAUCCAGUUCACAGCAGUAAUACUUUGGAGGAGGGGAAAGCUACCACGGAAGAUGGAGGACACAGAAGCAUAACCACUGCAAAAUCGCCAAAAAUUGGGCCACAACGUCAUCAAUCAAAAGUAUUCUUUCCAACCUGGGAUAUUAUCUUUGUAGUAUCAUCAGCAUUUUCUCUCUUUGUUGAUCCCUUGAUCUGCUAUAUUCCGUUCGUUGUCGAGAAAGACGCUUGCUUCUUGUGGGACCUACGGUUGAUGUGGACAUUUUUGGCUUUACGAUCAAUCGGGGAUCUUUUUUAUUUCAUGGACAUCGUUGUUUUUCUGAAGAGAUUUCACACCGAACUUAGUACCAAGUCUUCUACAUGGGCCUCCGCAAAAACUAAUGACGAUCGUCUUGUCACAACAGUUCGUAAUUUCAUCCGCAAGAAACCAGUUAGGUUCUUAGCCAUUCUAGGUCGCAUUUGGGUUGCUCUUCCCUUUCUACAGGCACUGUUGUUCAUUGGAAGGUAUACAUACUUGGAUAAUUCUAUGCUUAUUUCACUAAUUCCUUUCCAGUAUAUACUGAGGGCUUAUAACCACUACAAAUGGCUUGAUCGGCGUGCUAACAUAGAGACUGUACCAAGAAGAUUCCUUAAAGCUAUCUUAGACUUCCUUCCGUUCAUCAUUGCUUCUCAUCUUUACGGAUCCUUGUGGUACUUUUUUGCUGUGGAUCGAAAGAUAAUAUGUUGGCAGGACUAUAUCUGUAAACAUGGACAAAUAUGUGAUUAUCACAUCUAUAGUUUCUAUUGUGGUCCUACUAGUCAGACAUACAAUGGGCGGAUCGAUAUCCUGCGUUUAAAACAAUCAUGCUCUGUAGUAGAACUUCCAAAUAAUGGGAUAUCGGAGUAUGGUAUAUAUCAGUCUGCUCUCCAAUCUAAUAUGUCAACGUCAAGAUAUCUUCCAAGAAAAAUGUUGCAGUGUUUUUGGUGGGGCUUGCGAAAUCUUAGUUCUUUUGGUUCAAACCUUGAGACCGGUUUCGACACGGCCCAAAUCAUCUUUUCUGAUGUGAUCUCUAUAAGUGGCGUAAUACUAUUUUUAGUAUAUCUCAAUUCGAGGAUGCAGUGGUACCAAAAAGCAGCCGAGCGGCGGAUAUUGAGAAAGAAGAAGGAAAAGACAUAUCCAAUCUUAAUUGAACAAACACUUAUCGUGCCCCGUCACUGCGUGGAUUUACUAAAGAAAGUUCCAAUUAUUGGAAGUAUAGAUAAAAAAGGGUUGAAAGUAAUAUCUGAGCAUCUAAAGCCGGUGAUUUAUAAUGAGGAUGUUUGUAUUAUUAGGGAGGGUGAACCGUUGCGGAAGAUGCUGUUCAUCUGGCGAGGCACUACUUUGACCUACACAACUAGUAAAGGUGCAACAACUGUUUGCAAAUGCCUUGAGAAAAAUGAUUUCUAUGGAGAAGAACUUGUAAUUUGGGCAUUGAAAUCUGCCUCAUUUUCUGAGUUGCCUAUCUGCACUACAACCCUUGUGUCCCAAUCAAAAGUUGAAGCAUUUUCAAUCACGGCAAACGACUUGAAGUCAGUAGUUGCUAAGUUUUGGUUGCACUUUAGAAGGGAUCUUCCUCACUCUCAGGUGGAGUGUUUUGCAGCUUCUUCCAUACAAGUAGCCUGGCACCGCUACCACACAAAAAAGCUAAGAGAUCAACUAGUUGGGACAAGUGGAGUGUUUUGCAGCUUCUUCCAUACAUGUAGCUUGACGUCACCACCAGUCAAAAGAGCUAAGAGAUCAACUGGCUGGGACUAAUAUGUAUUUUGAGCUGGUUUCGCUUUUGUUUUGUGUGUGUGUGUUUUGAGUUGGUAUUGCAUGCUUUGGUUUCUCUUUAUAUCUCUUUUCGCUUUGGUUUCCCUUCAAUUUCGUGGUGUGUCUUGCGUUUUGGUUUGUGGUAUGAAAAGUGUAAUCGUUGACGUUAAUGAGAACGAUAUUAUGUAUGAAUUAAAAGCUCAAAAUAUGGAUCAUCUUCUUCAAAUUGAA